This is a messenger RNA of Acanthopagrus latus (yellowfin seabream), 5596 nucleotides long. It is a transcript of the gene tdrd6b, whose product is annotated as tudor domain-containing 6. NCBI's taxonomy places the organism in Eukaryota, Metazoa, Chordata, Actinopteri, Spariformes, Sparidae. The record is from RefSeq and is a predicted model, not a curated record. Bases 286 to 5382 code for a protein of 1698 amino acids. The transcript has 4 exons. Gene Ontology annotation, biological process: spermatogenesis.
AGUGUAGAGGUGAACUUGUAUCAUCUUUCAAAUCGUGCUGAUCAGCUGUUUGAGUGAAAACAGCCUGCUGCGCAUUUUGCGUCAGGUGUUUUUUUUGUUUGUUUGUUUGUUUUGUUUUGUUUGAGGAACGUGCUGCGUGCAAUCAGCGCCUUUAAAACCGCGUGAGAGCGCCCGCCCCACACCUGAAGGCCGAUGAUGGUGAUGAUGAUGAUGAUGAUGGUGAUGAUGGUGAUGAUGAUGAGACGUCUGAAGCGAACACGGGAUAUCUAACCGCUGAGCUUCAAAAUGUGUUCAGUUCCUGGGUUUCCAACUCCGGGAUCAGAGGUACCUGUCCUCAUCACGGGGGUCAAUCUAAACUCCAGAUGUGGUCUUGUGGAAUUGUGGGUUAACAUGGAUGAUGGAAGGGAGCAUAUUUAUGAGCAGAUGAGAGAGGAAAUUCAGAUUCCUAAGAGGAAGUUUGAUGAUUCAGAAGGAAAACCAGGGGACCACUGCCUGGUUUGCAUCAGGAGCAGCUGGCACAGAGCUCGGAUUGUAUCGAUUCAAAGUGAAAUUUACGAUGUUUUUCUGAUUGACCAGGGACGGCCCCAUACCACCACAAGUGAAGCCUUAGCAUACGGCCAGAGCGACAGUUUUCUCCUUCCUCCUGAAAUCGAAUCAUGCAUACUUGCAAAUCUCCUCUCCAAUGAGAACAACUGGCCUGAAAGAGCCACAAAGUUUUUGAAGUCUCUGCCUGGCAAGAAGUUUAAGGGACUAGUUCAGGAUGUGCUGAUGCCAGACAGGAUCAUUCUCCUCGACAUACCGAUUGUUUCCAAGCACAUAUGUAAGGGUGGAGUUUUAAAGAAGAUACCGGCAGAUGAGUUUAAAGGCCUUGUGCUGAAAUGUCUUCACUUACCCAAAGGAGAGGAUUCUGAGAACUGCCUCAUAACGCAGGAGCAGAGUAUGAAUGUUAGUUGCCAACUUGAGAAGCACGACCAAUACUUUUACCCUGAACUGUUGACUGACACUGCGGAAAGUGUUUACGUGACAGAGGUAAUUAAUCCACAGAACAUUUUUUGCAAACUCCUGAUUUUUUCCAAGGCAGUGAAGAUACUGUCAGAGCAGAUCCACCAGCACUAUGAAGAAAGCUCAGGUUUGGGACUGGUGCAACCGCUGACCUGUGGAGAUGUAUGCGCUGCUAGAGGCUUAAAUGGCAGAUGGCACCGCUCGUUGCUAAAGCAAAACGUGACUGGCGAUGAUGCUGUCGAAGUCUUGCAUGUGGAUGAAGGAAUAACGGAAUUGGUCCCAGCUGGAGACAUCAAACCACUGCAUGGAAAGUUCCUGAGAAUGCCUGUUGUCACAUAUCGCUGUUCUCUCGAAGGUGUGAAAGAUCAAGGCACAGGUUGGACUACAGACCAGACUGAUUACCUAAAAUCACUGCUCCUGCACCGCACUGUCAUCGCAAAGUUUGACCACCACAAUAUAUCUCAAGAUGUCUAUUCUGUCACCAUCUACGAAGGUAAUGCUGAAUGCAUAAACACUUGUUUUAUACAGAAGGCAGGACUUUUUAGACCCUCUAUAGUGGAUGUUAAUGACGAGAGUGAACCCAUUUCUUCAUCAGUUCUCAGUUCACUUGAAGACAAGCGAUGCACGGAUGUAUUAGACAACGUAAAUGCUGAUGGUUUACAAGAAGAAACUUUGCCGGACUCCAAGAGCCUGGCAGUCAAUGGCUGGACAGAGGAUGUACCUUCUUCUGGUGCUGUUGAUAUUCAUAUUCACAAAGAUGGUCCAGAACAUCCAGACCUUCUAAUUCAGAGCAAUGGGCAUCUUUCAUCAGGUUUCCACUCAGAGGUGCAAAAUGAUUGUGGUAAUGGUGAAAUUACUGUUGGAAGUAGUUUCACUGUCAACGUAUCUUGCAUUGAAAGUCUCCAGAAGUUCUGGUGUCAAAAAACAGAGAAUAUGUACUCUCUUAGACUCCUCAUGCAAGACCUACAGGAGCACUAUGCAUCCGUCCACCCGCAGCCACUUACUGAGUCCAUCUUUGUCGCCCGUAAUCCAAUCAAUGAUAUGUGGCACAGAGCAAGGAUUAUUGAAAGUCACCAGUCCCCCGUUGUCGACGUGAGAUUUAUAGACAAUGGCCAAACUCAAAAGGUCCAUCUGCGAGAUGUGCACCCCAUUGACCCAACUUUCUUACGGCUGAAUGCCCAAGCUUUCCAGUGUUGCUUAUUCAAUCCAAACAAUCCCACCAGUCCCACUGCUGUCGCUUGGUCCGAUCCUGCGUUAACAGAGUUUCAGAAGUUUGUGGAUUCAGGCGCCUCUUCAGACUUCGGGUUGAAAUGCAUCGUUAAAGCUGUAACGUCUGAUGAGGAAGGUCUGCCGCUUAACGUGGUAGAUAUUGAAACACCAUCUGACAGUGCAUGCAAGAGGUGUGCACAAGCUGAAGCUCAAUCAUACAGCUACUCCACAUACAAUAUUGAGGUGGGUGGACAAGAAAAGGUCUGGGUAACCUCUUCAGACAGUGUCAAUCACUUCUACUGCCAACUGGACAGGAAUUCACGUAUGUUUAAAAAGGUGAUGGACAGUGUUAAACAACUCGUUGGCCAGACACGGCGCACAGAUCACCCCCUUGGACUUCAAAGCAUUUGCCUUGCAAGAUACACAGAUAAUCAGUGGUACAGAGGUCAAGUAGUAGAAAUAACUCCAAAACUCAUGGUGCACUUUGUGGACUAUGGCCAAACCCUUGUUGUGAGAGAAUCCGAUAUUUUCCCAUUUCCCACUGAAGCAAGUUUUGCCAGGUCUGCUCCUGUGCAGGCUGUUCCACUCGGACUGCUCGGUGUUCCUGAAGAAGUGCCACAGGAAGUCAACCAGUGGUUUGCAGAUUGUGCGAUUAAUCAUAGUCUGACCAUUUCAGUGGUCGCAAAAGGGGAGAAAGGGAAGCUAAUUGUUGAACUCUUGGAUGGAUCUGUAAAUGUGAACGCAGAAGUCAGAAAGAUGAUUUCACAGAUGACACAGCAAAAAAUGCCAGCAGACCAGCAGCUCUAUAAAAAUGCAAAACAUGCUACUGAGGACCGUUUAAUGCAGGAGCUCAUGAACGGAUCAGGAUUAAAGGAAGCGGAACAAAAUGAUGUUCAAUGCGACAAUGGUUUGUGUGCUGGAGGUGAGCUAAAUAUGAGUUCUGUAACCAUCAGCAGUGUCUCUGCAGCAGAGAUUAAACAUGAUCAGACUGCUCGUGAAGGGAGAAACCAAGAUUUGGAUGUCAUUCUUGAGGAAAAAGAAACUGUGUUGGCAGAGACUUUCAUACAAGCUGGCAGCAGUGACUCAGAAGCAUCACAACUUCAUUCUUGCCCUGAGGAAGGCGUAAAAAUCUGCAUGUACAAGAGGCCAAACAUUUCUCCAAACAUGCCAGAGGAGGUAUAUGCCUCUUGCAUUGUUGGACCAGAUUACUUCUGGUGUAUGUACACAAACACUGAAGACCUGGACAUGGUGUCAAGUCUUGCUUUGGAGGCGGGACAAGCACAACAGGACAUCACUUUCCCCAAGACUUUGGGUCAAGGUAGUCCAUGCCUUGCUCUUUUUUCCAGUGACAACCAGUGGUAUAGAGCUCAGGUGAUUCGGAAAACCAACGAUACGUUCCAUGUUCUGUUUAUUGACUAUGGAAAUGAGUGUGACGUCAACAUCAAGAAUGUGAGACCACUGCCUCAGAGUCUGCUGGAGAAGGAUCCUCAGGCGUUCCUGUGCUCUUUGAAUGGAUUUGAUGAGUCCAAGGGCUCCUGGGAUGACAAUGUUUAUGAUGAUUUCUACACUCUCCUGGUUGAUAAACCGCUCAAAGUGACAGCGAUUCAUAUUGGAGACCACUCAGAGAUUGCGGUUCCUCAAUAUGCGGUGCAAAUACAGUGUGAAAAUAUGAUUGUGAAUGAUGAAAUGCUGAAAUACUGGAAACCAGUUGCCACAGAGCAUGUUACGACACAAAACAGUCGAACAGAGAACUUACCCCAGGAUAGCCAAACUGUGUCCAGUGAGACGAAUCUUGAUGUUUCUAUGGGAAAUGCUAACACUUGCAUGCGCAAGAACCCAAACAUUUCCAAAAACAAUAAAGAGCAGGUAUAUGCCUCUUGUAUCGUGGAACCCCAUUACUUCUGGUGUCAAUACGCCAACACAGAGGAGCUCAACGAAGUGUCAAGGCUUGCUCAAAAGGCGGGCCAGGCACCGCAGGAUGUAAUGUUCCCUAAGACUCUUCACCCAAACAGUCCAUGCCUCGCCCUGUUUGCCAGUGAUGAACAGUGGUAUCGAGCCCAGGUAAUACACAGAGUUGAUGAUGCAUUCCAUGUUGUUUUUAUCGACUAUGGAAAUGAGUGUGAUGUAGACAGCAAGGACGUGAAACCACUGCCUCAGGUUCUGCUGGAUAUGGCCCCUCAGGCCUUUUUGUGCUCUUUGAAUGGAUUUGUCAAGUCGGAGGGCUCCUGGGAUGAAGAAUCGUACGAUGACUUCUACAAUCUUCUGGUUGAUAAACCACUCGAACUAACAGUCCUCAACAUGGAAGAUCAUUCAGAGAUUGCAGUUCCUCAGUAUACGGUGGAAAUUGAGUGUGACGGAGUAGAUGUAAAUGCGGCAAUGCAGAAAUACUGGAAACCAGUUGCCAAGGAAAGUGUUUUGAUUGGAAACCCUCAAACAGAAACUCUCCGCCAAGAUGGUCAAGCACCCAACAUGACACACCUCAGUGUUUCCAAGGGACAUAUGAAUACAGACACGUACAAGGAGCCAAACAUUUCCAAACACAAGACAGAGAUGGUGUACGCUUCUUGUAUUGCAGAACCUCAUUUCUUUUGGUGUCAAUACGCCAACACAGAGGAGCUCAACACAGUGUCGAGGCUUGCUAAGGAGGCAGGACGGGCGCCGCAGGAUGAAAUGUUCCUCAAGACUGUCGGCCCUGGCAGUCCAUGUCUUGCUCUGUUUUCCAGUGAUGAACAGUGGUAUCGAGCUCAAGUAAUCCACAGAGUUGACGACGCAUUCCACGUUGUUUUCAUCGAUUAUGGAAAUGAGUGUGAUGUAGACAUCAAGGAUGUGAGACCCGUCCCUCAGAGUUUGCUGGAUUGGGCUCCUCAGGCCUUUUUAUGCUCUUUGAAUGGAUUUGUUAAGUCGGAGGGCUCCUGGUGCGACGAAGCUUACGAUGACUUCUACAAUCUUCUGAUUGAUAAGCAACUCGAACUGACAGUGUUCGACAUGGAAGACCAGUCAGAGAUUGCAGUUCCUCAGUAUGCAGUGGUACUAGAGUGCGAGGGAGUCAUCGUGAAUACAAAGAUGGCAAAACACUGGAAAGGACUGGACACAAGCCAUGCCUCGGUAGAGGUGUGGGAUGAGCCAUUUGAUCUCCCAUCUUUAGUGGAGCAGGAGGAUGAAGAAUUUUGAGAAUUGAGGCCAUCAAGAAGUUGGGAAUGAAUGCUCUUAACACGGAUGAACCCCCAUGUGGAAAUCUAAUUGUGACAGUUGCAGUCUUGACCUUUCUGUAAAAGAAAUUGCAUGUUUGUCUUGUUAGAAAUGUCUACCAACUCUUACAAACUUAAUGAAAUGAAGUAUGUCAUGUUGUUAGUUUGUGUCAAUAAACUAAUACACUGUCAUUAAA